AAUUUAGGAAAUUCCGUUUUCCCCUUAACCAAAACUACACACCCCAACUUCUUCUUCUCCUUCCUCUUCUUCCUCUUACCUCCAUACCAAUCGCAAUAAUUCAUUCUUCUCCUUUUCCUUUUCCUUUUCCUCUCUUUACUCACUCACAUUUCUACCCACACUCUCUCUCUCUCUCUCUACCUACCCCACUGUCGAUUAUGAUUAUCAGAUUAUGAUUAUGUUAUAAUUAUCAGAUUAUGCUAUGAUUAUCAGAUUAUGAUGAUGAUGAUGCCUUAGAAGAAGAAGAAGAAGCAAGCAAGCAGAAAAAGGCAGGCAAGGCAAGGAAAGGAAUGACCCUAAAAGGAAACAGCAGUAACAGCAAUAAUAAUAAUAAUCAUAAUACUAAUAAUACUCACAAUAAUAAUAAUAACAAUAACAAUAAUACCUGCAAUAGCAGCAGCAGCAAUAGCAGCAGUCAAGCGUGUGCAGCGUGCAAGCACCAGAGGAGGAGGUGCACACCGGAAUGCCUUCUGGCUCCAUUCUUUCCCGCCGAUCAGCCCAAAAUGUUUCAGAACGUUCAUCGUCUCUUCGGCGUCAAACACAUCCACAGGCUCCUCAAAGACCUCCCACCCCACCACCACGCCGUCGCCAUCAGCUCCAUUAAGUACCACGCCACCAUGCGCGACAAGUACCCCGUUUACGGAUGCCUCGUCGACAUUCGACACCUCUCCCAACAAAUUCAAAUGGCUCAGGAGGAGCUCCAUCUAGUUCUGCACCACCUCUCUUAUUACCGACGGCAGCACCAACAGGAGAUAUCCCCACCCGACCAUUACCAUCUCGACUUAGGGAUGGCGCCUCCCAAGAGCAUCGAAAUGCUGCCACAUGUUCAAGACAACGACGACAAAGAUGACAAUAAUCGGAAUGAUAAUAACAAUAAUAAUAAUAUCGGGGCAGUGGAGCCGCCCUCUUAUUCGAAUAAUUGCAAUUUCGAUUACAAUACCAGCUUGAACUCCAAGGAGAACAACAACAACAAUGAUAUAGUCGACUCACUGUGGUAUCAGCAGCCGUACGCCGAUGCCAACAACGCCAAUCAAGUGAUGAUGCAAUCGGAGCUCACUGAAUCAGAGUCUCUGCCUAUACCACAAGGAACAGCUGCACACGAUUACAGUGAGAUGCAUUCAUUUUUCGACAAUAUUGACAGGAAUUCUUUCAUCGGCUGCAAGGAUACAUAUGAAUGCAGUUUGGAAUCAUCAAGGCAGAGUAUGGAGCACGUGGCGGAGAAUGAACUCAAGAAUGCUGCAGCAUGCUUUAGCCUAACCAGUGUCAACUAAUAGAGAUGAAUCAAAUCAGAGCAUGCUUUCGCCAGGAAACAGAUCGAAUUUUGUGGAGUUAUUAUUUUCAUAUACUGCUGAUAAAACUACAAGACAUUCACUGCAGGCAUUUCUUUCUUUCUAAGUAGUAUUUCGCAUUUAUAAGAUUAGAGAAUACAUGAAGGUCAGGGAAAAAGGCAUUCAGGGAAUUUCAGUCUCGGUGAUUCAGAAGAGUUCCAGAAUCCAGGUAACUGUCUGUUACUUCUUCAAUUUGAUUGCUAUGCUAGAAAGAAGACAUGAAUUCCUGAGUGGUUUUGUACAUUUCAAAUUUUGUGGCAGAAGAUUUGUGGUGGAAAAAAGCAUUUCAUGAAAAUCUAUGCACAGAUUGCAUCAUUUUGGAGGCUGAAUAUUAUAAGAAAAUUAUAAUGCGUCUCGAUGCCAGCUUGCUUACUUUCUAGCAAAGAGCUUGCAACAAGUUAAAUCAAUACUGUUUAGGUCGUCUGUCCAAAAGAAUAAAUCAACUCCAGAACCUAAUGUAUAUAUAAUGAUUCCAUUUAUUACGAGCAGACAUUUUCCUUGAAAUAAAGAUAAUUUACACCAAAGAAUCAAAAAAUAAUACCGAUCUGCCGAGCUUGAGCUUGAAGAAUAUUGACAAAACUUUAGAUCACUGCUUUAAAUGACUCAUAAGAAUCAACAACAUUCAAUAACACAAGCCUUAUAGUUUGGCACUUACUUUUAUAAGGUUAGAAGAAGUACCCUAAGUGAUGGUUAUAAUUAAGAUUUUACAAACUAGCAUGUAAUAUUUAUCCGUCCUGCAGGUCAGAUUGGAAAAAUCUUCUACUUGAAUUGAAUCUUAAGCAAUAGUUA
This is a messenger RNA of Andrographis paniculata, 2156 nucleotides long. RefSeq names its product LOB domain-containing protein 22-like. The transcript is spliced from 4 exons. Lineage: Eukaryota; Viridiplantae; Streptophyta; Magnoliopsida; Lamiales; Acanthaceae. Bases 330 to 1310 code for a protein of 326 amino acids. The record is from RefSeq and is a predicted model, not a curated record.